Molecule: messenger RNA, 1080 nt
Organism: Saprolegnia parasitica CBS 223.65
Lineage: Eukaryota; Oomycota; Saprolegniomycetes; Saprolegniales; Saprolegniaceae
Exons: 1
Coding region: 1-1080 (359 amino acids)
Source: RefSeq, a predicted model, not a curated record
AUGCCGACAUCCGUGCGCACGAUCCGCAAUGCUGCGACCUUUGCUGCAGUUGUGUACCUCCUCGUGCAGCUCACUUUGUCACCGCCACACGGCAGCAACGACACAGUGAACCUAAACUUGACGCCGCAAGAUGCCACCUUUGUACAACAGUGUACGCGGUACUGCGACCAUCACCAAGUGCGCCGAGCGAGGUGCGACGACGAUCCAAUGCUACUCUGCGAGAACCUUUGCGUGGAUUUGCAAGCCAACAUGUCGUACCACUCCUCCAUGUGGGGCUCAUCAACGCUUUUGGCAGCCUGUGACGCAGCAUGCACGGCGUCGUCUCCACAAUUUUGUCAAGGACAAGUCUCGCACAUUGCACUUUGCGAGGCGGCGGCCAUCGCGCGAGCUCAACACGACAAACAAGAUCUUGGCGACGUCUAUGUAGCGCUGCAAGCAAGCCCAUCGAUCGUCUCCGUGCUUCUCUUGAUUGUGAUUUCGACGACCGACAUUCUCGUUGCGAUUGCUGCGUAUAAGGCCUCACUGUUUGAGACGAGCGACGCCACGUUUGAGCCCGACUCGCUCGAUGCAACGGCGUCUCUUGUGCGCAAAGCGUUGCGCGCUGCCGAGUCGCCAGAGCACGUACUCAUCGUAUCCAAAACAGCAUUCGAGGUUCGUAGCCUUCUCUUCGACAACUCGUGCGACCAAGCGCUUGGCGUCAUUUUGGCGCUGCAAUUUCUCAGCUGCGUGAUUCAUGUAUGCGCAAAGAAGUCUCUGGUGCAGUUCCCAACUAUUACGAUUGACUUUGGGCAACCUGCACACGAUCAAAAAUUUGCUGGCACGGCCGAUCAGAAAAACCAAGGCCCACCCCAUGCAUUAGACACCGCCACAACCGCGACAACAGGGCAGAGCCGUACGGAUUCCAACUACGACAAAAGAAUUCCACCGAUAGAAACAACAAAUCAAGCGCCCCAUCAGCCUACAACGCAGUCUCAUUGCGAAGUCCAGUCGCAAACUACGUUGCCACCGACUCAAGUGUCGCCAGUACCUCCAACAGCCAAGCCUCUCAGUCGUCUAGCGAGAUUUGGAAUCGGCAAGUAA